Boleophthalmus pectinirostris (great blue-spotted mudskipper) is the source of this 1175-nucleotide messenger RNA. RefSeq names its product proteasome 20S subunit alpha 2a (gene psma2a). The transcript has 8 exons. The record is from RefSeq and is a predicted model, not a curated record. Gene Ontology annotation, cellular component: proteasome core complex, alpha-subunit complex; proteasome core complex. NCBI's taxonomy places the organism in Eukaryota, Metazoa, Chordata, Actinopteri, Gobiiformes, Gobiidae. The coding region runs from base 77 to 781 and encodes 234 amino acids. Gene Ontology annotation, biological process: ubiquitin-dependent protein catabolic process.
GAGUCGCUGGGUGGCGGUAUACGGGCUCAAGUGGAUUUGCAGUCUCAAUCAAGCGCAGAAGAAAAAAUAUCUCAAGAUGGCGGACCGAGGCUACAGUUUUUCUCUCACUACAUUCAGUCCUUCGGGUAAACUUGUCCAGAUUGAAUAUGCACUGGCAGCGGUAGCAGCAGGCGCACCCUCAGUGGGCAUUAAAGCAACCAAUGGAGUUGUCCUGGCAACAGAGAAGAAACAGAAGUCCAUUCUUUAUGAUGAGCAGAGUGUGCACAAAGUGGAGCCUAUCACAAAACAUAUUGGCAUGGUCUACAGUGGCAUGGGGCCAGACUACAGAGUCCUUGUUCGGCGAGCUCGCAAGUUGGCACAGCAGUACUUUCUGGUUUACCAGGAGCCAAUCCCCACGGGACAGCUUGUGCAGAGAGUGGCCUCUGUGAUGCAGGAGUACACACAGUCAGGUGGUGUACGGCCUUUUGGAGUGUCAUUACUCAUCGCUGGAUGGGAUGAGGACCAUCCAUACUUGUUCCAGUCAGAUCCAUCGGGUGCAUAUUUUGCUUGGAAGGCCACUGCAAUGGGAAAAAACUAUGUAAAUGGAAAAACAUUCCUUGAAAAAAGGUACAACAAUGAUCUGGAAUUGGAAGAUGCUAUUCACACAGCCAUCCUAACACUCAAGGAGAGCUUUGAGGGUCAAAUGACUGAAGAAAACAUUGAAGUGGGAAUCUGCAAUGAGGCUGGCUUCAAAAGACUCACUCCUGCAGAAGUUAAAGACUAUCUGGCAGCCAUUGCAUAAUUAUACCAUUCAGUGACAGGACCACAUUUUAAACGGCACUUAAUCCAACAUGGACAUGACACAUUGUAGUGCUGUGUCAUGUAGUUGUUUGGUUUUUGUGCAGCAGAAAAUAAGCCCUCAAAUUUUCCACUAAAUAUCUAAAGAAAAAAAUGAGAAUUCAAAUAAAAAAAAAAAGAUUGAUAAACAUACAUUUGUAUUAUUUCGUAUUAAAACAGGGAAAGUCACAAAUCUGAUUCAUUACACCUUAUAAUGCGGUUGGUGUGAGAAUUAUUUAGUGGAAGUUAUGAGUGCAUCAGGUUGUCUGUUGGUUUUACAAUGUACUGUUUUCAAAAAUUAAAAAAAAAGUUUGUAUUUCAUUUGUCAUUCAUUGAAAUAAAUUGAUUUGGUGUUCACA